This is a messenger RNA of Andrographis paniculata, 1194 nucleotides long. RefSeq lists its product as uncharacterized. The transcript has 2 exons. The coding region runs from base 79 to 966 and encodes 295 amino acids. Gene Ontology annotation, molecular function: phosphatidic acid binding. The record is from RefSeq and is a predicted model, not a curated record. NCBI's taxonomy places the organism in Eukaryota, Viridiplantae, Streptophyta, Magnoliopsida, Lamiales, Acanthaceae.
AUAUCUAUAUCCAUAUAUAUAGAUAUAUGUAUCUGACAAUCGACAUCUUGGGUAGUCUUUUCCAAAUCGAUCAAAAAAAUGUCGUACUAUCCAAAAGGCCACCACCGCGGCGACGACGACGAGGUCGACGACUUCGAUGAGUACGAUCCGACCCCGUACGGCGGCGGAUACGACAUCGCUUUGACGUACGGCCGUCCGCUGCCGCCGUCGGAGGAGAUCUGCUACUCCCACCAAUCUGGCUCUCUAGAUUACGACUACGACCGCCCUCAGUACACCUCCUACGCUGAGCCCUCCGCCUACGCCGACGACGCUCUCGACAACGAGUACAAGAGCUACGCCCGACCCAAGUCCCGACCCGGGGGAAGGCCCGAUCACGGAUCCGAAUACGGAUCCGGGCGGAGGAAUGAGGGCGAUGAGUAUGGGUCGGGUGGGUAUGGCCGGAGGCCUGAGAGGAAUGAGUAUGGAGAUGAGAGGCCAAGCUAUGGCAGAUCUGAGGAGGAGGAUUACAGAAAGCCCAGUUAUGGGCGAUCUGAGGAUGAUGACUAUAGAAAGCCUAGCUAUGGAAGAUCUGAGGAGGAGGGUUACAGGAAGCCUAGCUAUGGACGAUCUGAGGAGGAGGAUUACAGGAAGCCUAGCUAUGGCAGAUCUGAGGAUGAUGAAUAUAGGAAGCCUAGCUAUGGACGAUCAGAGGAGGAGGAUUACAGGAAGCCCAGCUAUGGGAGAUCUGAAGAGGAGGAUUAUAGGAAGCCCAGCUAUGGGAGAUCUGAGGAGGAGGAUUACAGGAGGGGUGGGUAUGGGAGAUCUGAGGAGGAUGAUUACAGGAAGCCUAGCUAUGAGAGGCGUGAUGAGGAUGAUGAAGAAGGCUAUGGGCGCAAGAAAUAUGGAGGGGACUCUGAAGAUGAUGAUGAGGAGAGGAGGCAGAACCGUUACAAGCAUCAUCAUCACAGGCAGGAAUAUGAUGAUUGAAGAAGACAAUACACCACACUGCGACACCACAGUCUUGAUUGUUGCGGUGUUUUGUGGUAAGAACAGGGAUAUUGUUGUUGGUGUGAUUUUCAGGGACCAAAUGAGACAUAAUAAUAAUAAUAAUAAUACUAAUACUGUGUUUGUUUUUGUUGUGUGGUUUGAGCAUUGUGGGGUUGUGUUGUGUUGAGUUGCCCACAUGCAAAGAAUAAAGGGAAGAAGAAGAAGAAG